Arvicanthis niloticus (Nile rat) is the source of this 1787-nucleotide messenger RNA. The record is from RefSeq and is a predicted model, not a curated record. Lineage: Eukaryota; Metazoa; Chordata; Mammalia; Rodentia; Muridae.
AUGGAAACUGCCCGCUCCCAACAGCCCGCCGUGAGACGGCCGGGUCCGAGCGACGCCUCCUGCCGGCCGCGCAUCCUCGUCUUCACCUUGUCCUUAGCAACCCGGGCACCCCCUCAUCAACCCCGGCCCGCCUUCCUCAGGACCCGACCUCCCCGCCUCCCCGAAGCCACUCAAUCAAUUUCCCUCGGCCCUUCCUCCCUCGGAGGACUGUCCUGUGAGUCCCGGAGCUUGCGGGGCCGAGCCGCAGCCGGCACUACGGGUGGCGGGGAAGAAGAAAGGCACCCGAGCGCACUCAAAGUUAACUCGAUCACAGCCUGCAAACUUCUGGGCUGCAGCCCAGAACCCGCGCCGGCCGGAACUCUCCCGCAGCGCCGAGCCCUCCCGCAGGGGCUCCCCCACCCCCCCGCCCGGCUGCAAGCCCCCCGAGGGAGUCGCCGGCCGCCCCGCAAGCCCUGCGGAGCCAGUCCGUCUAUACACCUGCCCAACUCCCGGCGACCGGAGCUUAACCCAAUCCCACCCCGCCACAGGAUACCGAGAGCGCAUUCAGCUCUCUCCCAGGCAGUCUACGGAUCCGCCGCUGUCCCGGCGGGGACUCGGGGCGGCGAGGCCGGCGCCCGCCAUCCCGCUGGGGUCCCUCCAUCACUCGCUGCCCACCCCGAGCCCUUUUACCUCAGGCAGGCUGCCUUUAGAACGCAGCACAGGAGCGGCGUGGAGGGUCGGCUCUGCGCCAGCGGCCUGAGCCGAGGGCGAGUGCCGGUGUCUAGGGGUCGUGGGCGGCCGACGCGGCGAGCGGCGGGCGGACCAUUCCGCGGACCUGGGCGCAGAAAGCCGCAACUGCUCUCCGCGUUCCAGCUCGCUCGCCUGUCAGCUCCAGCUCUGCUUUAAGUGGCUUCCGGUCUCCUCCUCCGGGCCGGCUCGUCUUGGGGGAGGGCGGAGCUUCGGUGCUGAGGGGUGAGGGGUGGGGUGAGGGGGCCGGGCGAUCAGUGGGUGCCGGGAAGUGGACCCGCCUCCGGUGCGCGUGCGCCUGACGGAGGGGCGCGCGGCCGUUUUGCGCUCCGGGGAGUGAGGGGGGAGGGAGUGUCCACUUGAGAGCCGCUGAGGGUCGGGCAGGCUCUCCCUGUCCGCGAGGCCGCGGAGGCCCCUGUGCUCCUGCGAGGAAAGGAGGCGCGCGCCGCGUGGGGCGGGCUCCACCUGCCUGCCGACAAGAUGCAGGGUCACCGUGUUCCGCGGACACCCAGGCACGCGAUGUGAGAGAGGAUGUGAGACGGAACGGCCGGUUUCGGUGCGGUUGCCUUUGUUUAUCGGCCUCCUUUCAAGACGCCUCCAGAUCCCGAGGGGAAAGCGAGUGGCCGCCUCCGCCGUUGCCUCCAGACGGGGUCGCCGGCCCCGCGCCGUACGGGCGGGAAGGCUGCGCCCGCCCCGCCGCCUGUUCUCGGACACCGACUCAGCCUCCGCUAGGGGAAGCCAGUGCUAGGGGUUUGACAAUAGAGAUGCCUAUGCGUGUGUUUUACAGCCCACGGACACCGUAGUGACUAAUUCAUUUAACAAGUCAGAGCACCUAUUAUGCGCCGAGCGUGUACUAGGUUUAGAACUACAACCUUCAUCACCCAGACCCCACGCCUGCCCUCAUAGAAACUUAGGGAACCGAGAGUUAACUUCAAAAAUAUACACGAAACUGUCAUCUGGAGUGUAACUUCAUGUAUUCAAUAGCUUUUUUUUUCCCCAGUAGGAAAUAAACAUUAUAUUAAAUUAGUAUAAUGCAAAUUUCAGAAAAAUUAAAAGAUCGU